Homalodisca vitripennis (glassy-winged sharpshooter) is the source of this 2499-nucleotide messenger RNA. It is a transcript of the gene Trhn, whose product is annotated as tryptophan 5-hydroxylase 1. Bases 12 to 1553 code for a protein of 513 amino acids. The record is from RefSeq and is a predicted model, not a curated record. Gene Ontology annotation, biological process: serotonin biosynthetic process; aromatic amino acid metabolic process. NCBI's taxonomy places the organism in Eukaryota, Metazoa, Arthropoda, Insecta, Hemiptera, Cicadellidae. Gene Ontology annotation, molecular function: tryptophan 5-monooxygenase activity; iron ion binding. The transcript is spliced from 11 exons. Gene Ontology annotation, cellular component: neuron projection.
GCUGGACCACGAUGAGCGGGUCAGGCAAGGGACUGCUGGGGCUUUGGUUGUACCGGUCCGGUGAGGAGUGGACCAUCAAGCAGAGUGUGCCCAAGCCCAUACAAAAAAAGAAAAUGACUCUCCCCUCCUCGGCAGAGGGAGAUCCUCAGGAUGCUCUCCCUGUGAACUCUCUCAUCUUCUCUCUCAAGAACCAAGUCGGAGGACUCGCCAGGGCAUUGCAGGUGUUUCAGGAGCUGGGGGUGAAUGUGCUUCACAUUGAGUCCAGACCCUCUGGGCGGCGAGACUCGGAGUACGAGAUACUGGUGGAGGUGAAGUGCGACAACCGCAGGAUGGAACAGCUGAUGGCUCUGCUCAGGAGGGAGGUCGCGGCCAUCAACUUGGACACCUUCGAGCAGGGGGUGGAUCUUCCUCCCCCCACACCUCUCUCGUCCACAGCCUCCUUCGAUUUUGAGGAGAUGCCGUGGUUCCCUAAGAAGAUCUCAGAUUUGGAUCAGACCCAACGUGUCCUGAUGUAUGGCACUGAGCUGGACGCCGACCACCCGGGAUUCAAGGAUCCCGUGUACAGAAAGCGAAGAGAGCAGUUCGCCAACAUCGCUUCUGCUUACAAACAUGGUCAACCCAUCCCGAGGGUGAAGUACACGGAGACUGAGAUCAAGACUUGGGGCACAGUGUUUCGUGAGCUACACAAGUUGUACAAGCAGCAUGCCUGCAGGGAAUACCUGGAGAAUUGGCCUGAACUAGUGAAAUAUUGCGGUUACAGAGAAGACAACAUUCCCCAGCUACAGGAUCUCAAUCUCUUCCUCAAGAGAAAGACAGGUUUUCAACUGAGACCAGUGGCCGGAUAUUUGUCACCGAGGGACUUCCUUGCUGGAUUGGCUUUCAGAGUGUUCCACUGCACCCAGUAUAUCCGCCAUAGCUCUGACCCUUACUACACCCCUGAGCCGGAUUGCUGUCAUGAAUUACUGGGUCACAUGCCUCUCCUAGCUAAUCCGAGCUUUGCCCAAUUCUCUCAAGAGUUAGGCCUGACUUCACUUGGAGCAUCCGACGGUGAUGUUGAGAAACUGGCCACGCUAUAUUUCUUCACAGUGGAGUUCGGUCUGUGCAAGCAAGAUGGGCAGCUGCGUGUGUACGGCGCAGGCUUGCUCUCCUCUGUCGCAGAGCUCAAGCACGCAGUUGCAGCCAGUGAUAAGAUAAAGCGGUUUGACCCCGAGGUCACUGUCCAUGAAGAGUGUAUCAUCACUGCUUUCCAGAACCACUACUACUACACAGACUCCUUUCAGGAGGCCACAGAGAAGAUGAGAGCAUUUGCAAACACCAUCCAAAGGCCGUUUGGUGUCCGUUACAACCCUUACACACAGAGCGUAGAGGUGCUGACUAAUGCACAGAAGAUAGCUGCCAUAGUCUCGGAGCUGCGGGGAGACUUGUGUAUCGUGAGCAAUGCUCUGCGCAAGAUACACGAGCAUGACGAGACUGUCGAUGUUGAGAGCAUCGAGAAGAUGCUACAAUCAGGACUGCAACUUAACCAUGAUGAGGAGGAACAGGAACAUGACUAAUAACAUGGUGUGCCAAUCUAACAUCUAAGUCUUCAUUAUAUUUCCAAAAUGUAAAGAAAAUAUUUCUAAAAUGUUGUAAUAUUAUACUUCAAAGUAGUAUUUCUCCCCAAAAAUGGCAGGAGAUGACAAAUUCCUCUACAUUUUGUAAUUUACAUUUAGUUAAUUUAUGGAUUUAGUGAGGUCAUCUGUCAACAAAAAACAUAAAAAAUUACUUAUAUUAAUCGAAAGUAAAUUUACAAAUAGGUUUUAUUUCUGGUCAAAGAUACUAAAUAUCAUGAUAAUUCAGUUUUUACUGUACGUAAAGAACACGGAGAGGUGCUUUAUGAUACUGAAUAUGUCAAGCUUCAUAUCCACCACAUGAGUAAUGCUUUAUACAGAUGUCUCUGUAUUAUCAAUGCUUGGCAUCCCUAUUGUAUUAUGUCUGUAUCACAAUGCAUCGUAAACAAGCUUGCUAAGGAGAGUAAUGCAAAAAUUAUAAUCAUAAAAUAUCAAAGUCUAAUAUUAAAGUCCACAAUGAGAUUUAAUAUAACUACUGCUUACAUUUACAAAGCAAAAUAUAAAUUAAAACUUUAAAACAAGAUCUAUUUAUUCCAAAAAUAAAAUAUUUUCAAAUUAUAAGAGCAAACAACAUUUUAAUUAACCUGGAUGACCACUAUUGCAUUAAUUUGCAAUGAAAGAAGACGAUAGCUACCUUUCAUUAGUUCAUUGUGAAACCAAUUAAGCUCUGAAGACAAUAAUGAUACUUAGUGUUUUAAUAGCAGCUAUUUUAGUUAUGCUGCUUUAUUAGAAAUAUUAUGAGAGAUUUCUUGCUUCCACAAUUUCUAUCGUUCUUACAUAGCUAAAUAAAUUGUUUUAGUUAUAGUCUGGCUUAUGUAGUCUUGUUUUAACUUUUUUUCAUAAAACUUUAAAAUUAGUUAUUAUAGUUAGACAAAUAAAUGUUACUUUG